Syzygium oleosum is the source of this 1591-nucleotide messenger RNA. RefSeq names its product coumaroyl-CoA:anthocyanidin 3-O-glucoside-6''-O-coumaroyltransferase 1-like. The transcript has 2 exons. The record is from RefSeq and is a predicted model, not a curated record. Lineage: Eukaryota; Viridiplantae; Streptophyta; Magnoliopsida; Myrtales; Myrtaceae. Bases 91 to 1527 code for a protein of 478 amino acids.
UCCACAUUCACACCAAUUUGUGUACGGGAGUGGGUCUAUAUAGCGGCUUCCUUCCCUAGUGGAAAAACUGCCCUUCACCAGUCGGACGAGAUGGUGCAGAUCAAGAUCCUCCACGGUUACGAUAUCUCGCCGCCGGCGAACUCAGUCCCGGCGACCUCUCUCCCCCUCACCUUCUUGGAUAUCCCGUGGCUUCUCUGCUGCCCCAUGCAACGCCUCUUCUUCUACGACUUCCCUCAGUCCGCUCCCUCCUUCGCUCAGACCACCCUCCCGCUCCUCAUCCGCUCUCUCUCCCUCUGUCUCCGCCGCUUCUUCCCCUUUGCCGCCAACCUCGUCCUCCCCAUAGCGCCGCCCCAGAAGCCCUACAUCCUCUACUCCGACGGCGACUCCCUCUACUUGACCAUCGCCGAGUCCGCCGCCGACUUCUCCGAGCUCAUCAGCGACGAGGCACACGACGCGACGCUGAUACACCCUCUGGUGCCUCAGCUCCCGCCGCUGUGCGAAUCCGACGGAGCACGUGUGGGGCCUGUUAUGGCGAUUCAGGUGACUCUGUUCCCAGACAAGGGCAUUUGCAUUGGGGUCCAAUUCCUCCACGUGGUGGCAGAUGGGAAGUCCUUCACUCACUUCAUGAAAUCGUGGGCGUCUAUCCACCGGUCCGGAGGGGACCCCACUUGCGUUGACCCGGACGACUUGAGUCCUUUCCACGACCGAGGAGUGAUCAAAGACCCGAAUGGGCUCGAACCCAUAUUGUUGAAAGACUGGUGGAGUUUAGUGGGCCCGAGCCCGAGCCCAAGCCCAAACCCAAGCGAAGCUCUUCUCGCUGUUGCGGACAAGGUGAGAGCAACGUUUGUCCUUCGAAAAGCUCACAUCGACGGACUAAAAGCACAGAUCUUGAGCCAACUCAAGAACGACGAACUCGACUCGGAGUCGGAUUCAAUCCACUUGUCGACGUUCGUGGCGACGUGUGCAUUCAUAUGGGUGUGCAUCACCAAAUCAAAAGGCGAAGAACACGAGCGUCAGGACCAACCGUCAUCAAAGACCGAUGACGACAAACUUUGUUACUUCGUCUUUGUCGCAGAUUGUAGGGACCGGCUCGAAUACUCGAUACCCUCGACAUACUUUGGGAACUGUCUGGACAUAUGUUUUCUCUCGGAGAAGAGAAAUACGCUCCUGGGCAAAAGUGGAGUUCUGCAUGCCGCAAGGGCUAUAGGGAGGAGAGUCAAGGAAAUAGGGACAAGGGGAGCAUUGAGAGGGGCGAAGGAAUGGAUAAAGGACUUUAAAACAGCUGACGAUGGGGACUUAGUGGCAGUGGCCGGGUCGCCGAGACAAAAGGUGUACGACACGGACUUCGGGUGGGGAAGGCUGAGGAAGAGCCGCAUGGUGCACAUCGAUGUAUCGAGGGCGAUCUCUCUCGUGGAGAGUAGGGAUGCAGAUGGUGGUAUGGAGAUCGGGUUGGCAUUGACUAGGGUUGGUAUGAAGAAGUUCAUUUCUUUAUUUGAAAAGGGAUUGAAAUCAUUUAGACCACUUUAAAAUACAUCGGUCCAUCUAAUGCCAUGUCAAUUUCAAUUUGGUCCUUAUAUAUGGCUUGUUACAA